Aspergillus melleus is the source of this 1074-nucleotide messenger RNA. RefSeq names its product NADP-dependent oxidoreductase. The transcript is spliced from 4 exons. Lineage: Eukaryota; Fungi; Ascomycota; Eurotiomycetes; Eurotiales; Aspergillaceae. The coding region runs from base 1 to 1074 and encodes 357 amino acids. Gene Ontology annotation, molecular function: oxidoreductase activity. The record is from RefSeq and is a predicted model, not a curated record.
AUGCGUUCUGUCUACAUUUCAGAACAUACUACGCCGGACCAAUAUCAGCUGGGCGAUGUCCCCUCGCUGGUCGUGGAGAACCCUACCGACAUCUUGAUCAAGGUUCAUGCCGCGAGUAUCAACCCGAUUGACGUUAAGAAAGCUUCCGGAGCAACUAAAAUAGUUCUCAAAGAUAGCUUUCCGUACAAGAUCGGCUACGAUUGCGCUGGCACUGUUGUCAAUACUGGAUCCCAAGUGGCACGAUUCAAGGCCGGAGAUGAGGUCUUUGUGCGAUUACCGGAAUGCCACCGCGGGUCAUGGAGUGAGCUUGCCCGAUCGACUGAAGACUUUGUCGCAUUGAAGCCGCAGAGUCUGUCCAUGGAAGACGCCGCUUCAAUUCCGUUGGCGGCCAUGACAUCCCUCCAGGCACUGCGAGGCUACGAAGGCGGCCUCGCAGGUAAAACCGUUUUCAUACCUGCUGGUCUUGGCGGCACCGGUAUUUUCGCAUGCCAGCUCGCGAAGAACAUCUUCAAAGCCGGCAAGGUGAUCACCACGGUUUCCACCCAGAAGGUUCCCAUGGUGAAAGAGCUCCUAGGAGAGGGAGUUGUGGACGAGAUCAUCGACUACAAAAAGUCUGAUCCCAAUGAAGUCAUUCCCAAAGGAUCUGUCGAUUUUAUCUUCGACACCCAGGGAAGCGCAAUGGAGUAUCUGUCACUGGUCCGACCGAAAGGAGCCAUCAUUACAGUGUCUAUAUUAACCUCUGGAGACGUGCUCCAGAACUCGAGCGUUAUGCGCCGGUCGCCCGAUAAGAAAGACAAAGCAACAGUGCCGUUCCCUAUUCGGAUUGGAUUGAACGUCAUGGAUCGGAUCCGGGUAGCUCGUGCAUCCCGUUACGGGGUCAAAUACGCAUCUAUCUUUUUAGAACCGAAUGCGAUCGAUCUGGACUCAAUUCGGGGAUGGGUGGAGGCCGGAAAGUUGAAAACGAUUGUCGGAACCAAGGCAAGUUUUAAUGAUAUCAACGCUGUUCGGAAUGCUUGUCAAGUGGUAUACGAUGGGAAAGGUGGCGUUGGAAAGUCUGUGAUUGUGUUUGAUUGA